Messenger RNA from Cimex lectularius (bed bug), 712 nucleotides. Its product is annotated as adult-specific cuticular protein ACP-22-like. Gene Ontology annotation, cellular component: extracellular matrix. The transcript is spliced from 3 exons. The coding region runs from base 68 to 541 and encodes 157 amino acids. Lineage: Eukaryota; Metazoa; Arthropoda; Insecta; Hemiptera; Cimicidae. The record is from RefSeq and is a predicted model, not a curated record.
CACUUAUAGCGUCCAUCGCCGUUAAACACUUGGUCUUAGUGUCCUAUGAGAAGUGCUUCUUAAAGAAAUGACGUCAAAGGUUGUACGGUUGAUCCUUUUAGGUCUGGUUUUCGCCAGCGUUUCCAGCUUUCCUCAGGGUGAAGAAGGGGAUGGCCGUUCAGAUGAAGCCAAUUCAGAAGAAGAUUUCGACGAUGUAGGAGCCUACGGAUACGAAGAUAACCACCAGUCCCAGUCGUACGCAGGGUUUGAGCUGAACGAAACCCCUGAAGAACGAAUACAGCUUGGCCACCAUAAGGACAAUGUUGAUUAUCAUGCACACCCAAAAUACGCAUUUCAGUACGGUGUUGAGGAUCCCCACACUGGUGAUAUGAAAUCAGCCCAUGAGGAAAGAGAUGGCGACAAGGUAAAAGGCGAGUACAGCGUUGUCGACCCUGACGGCACGAUUCGCACAGUCAAGUACACUGCUGACGAUGUCAACGGAUUCAACGCCGUCGUUCACACUCACCAUGGGGCCAAGUUUUCCGAUCUUGCCGAUUAUUGAAAUGGUGACCACUUGAAGGCAUAUCAGGAGUGUCUUCUUGAAAGCUGCUUGUUGUGUUUCAAAAAGACAUACGCAAGGCAAAUAACAGCUUGAAUCUGUGAUAAUUUGAAUAACGUAAAAAAAUAAUUUAAACCUUUGUUUUUUUUAUACUUUUAUAUUUAAUUUUUAUCA